GCGCAUUGUAUACUGUUGAGGUCUAUAGCAGGUCUUGUGAAGAUAAACUACAAAUUCCAGGAUUCUGUUUAAACGAAAGAGGCGGUGAUUCAAACCGGGUCAAAGAAACACGAGCAGGAUGAAGCGGUCAGAGAAUUCCGAUAAUGAUAAGGAAGUCAAGAAGCAGAAGUUGCUGCAACAGCUUGGAGGACAGCAGAUACCGUAUCUAACACCUGCCGAUGAAGGCUUUCAAGAGCUGUGGAAGACCAAGUACUCCAAACUAGCCCUGAGGGAAGCCCACAGCACUCCCCCGGAGCUGCACGGCCCGGUCCAGACAGCACUCUCCACCCUCCUGGAGCGCGGCUGCUUGUUCCGGGACCUGGUCCAGAUGAAAGGUAAAGACAUGUUCACACCGGUGUCCCGUGUUCUCAUCGGAGCCCCGGGACACACCUACAAAUACCUGAACACCAGGCUCUUCACCAUCCCCUGGCCUACUUCUGGCGCAGGGGUCAGGUACUGUGACGAUGAGGUGGCCAGGGCCUGCCAGGCUGUGAAAGACCUCAACGACUACCUGUGCGUGGAAGCAGAGAGGUGUCUGACACGGCGUGAAGGAGCGCAGAGCACGGCGGAGACAACCGCAAGUGUCACGAGGGAAAAGGAAAGAGAAGCGAAUAACAGAACUGUGUUUAACGUGACGCUGCUGAAUUACAUGGACCCCACUGGAAUGAGCUACUUGAAAGAGGAGCCGUACUUUGGCAUGGGGAGGAUGGCGGUGAGCUGGCAUCACGAUGAGAACCUGGUGGAUCACUCGCCGGUGGCGGUGUACAGCUACAGCUAUAAAGACGCAGAGAGCUGCUCCACGGAAGGGGAUGAGAAGCCAGUGUCUGGGCGGGACUGCACUAUGUGGCAUGUUGCUCUGAAGGUGGCCUGGGACGUCCACACUGCCGGCCUGGCACUGCCCCUUCACUCCGGGGACUGCUACUUCAUGCUCGAUGAUCUGAAUAUGACCCACCAGCACUGUGUCCUCGCUGGGGUGCGGCCCCGAUUCAGCUCCACACACCGCGUGGCAGAGUGCUCAGCCGGUACGCUGGAAUACAUUUUUGGCCGCUGUCAGGUUGCUCUGAACAACUUGCACAAAGACCCGAGCUCAGAACGGCCAUCGCUGGUUUCUCUGGAGACGUCUGUUCUGAAACAAGCCGAAGAAAUCCACAAUGAGGUGGAGUUUGAAUGGCUCCGGCAGUACUGGUUUCAAGGCCGGCGCUACGCAAAGAUCAGCGACUGGUGGUGCAAACCCAUGGAGAGGCUGGAGGAGUGCUGGAGAGAAAUGGAGCUGAUGAGGUGCUGGAAUCACAAACGGAUGUGUGACACUACUCGGGCUCCUGAGAAGCAAGAACUCCAAAGGCAUCAUUGUGCCUGGGAAGUGAUUUUCCUCUGCAGACCUGGCUCGUGCUUUGCGCAGUGGAAGGUGAAGAAUGUCCCGCUGCAGACAGGCAUGAGGCUGUGCAGGGCCUCCUCCCAGUCCUGGAAGAGCGAAACCAGCUCCGGCAGCACUGGAGGGCCAGGUGCCAGUCCAGACUUGCCAAAACAUUACCAGCUGAUGAAGAACCUAUAUGCCACCCUUACUGGAGCGAGCACAAUGCUUCUAUGCCACUGCCAUUCGACCUGCAAGACACAUUAUUUCACCUAGAGGACAUUCUGAACCUCGCAGGGCUUUGAAGAGUGGCACUGAAACGGCUUCCUGCUGCAUGUGUGUCAGUCAGCCGGAAUGGAUUGCUGAAGACACUGAUCAGCGUGCUUUUAGACGAUACCCAUCAGCACUGAAAGGGCUAUGCAGUGUGAGACCAACCCAAACACUACACUCAUACCUGGAGUCACAAUUCUAGGUUAAGUUAGUGGUUGAUUGGUAUAAGAAAGAAAAACAAAAUGGUAAUGGCGGUAUGGCGCUGCUAAAGUCAUUCUUUUUUUUUUUUUAAGAUUACGCCAAAAGCAAUACAUGGUUACCGAUCCUUGCAUUUUAAAAUAAAUAAAUAAUAAUGAAAAAAAAAGACUAUAAUUACAGGAGGGUCUGAUAGAGACCCAAGUGUGCUGCAAGCUAGAGCCAAAUUCAAGCACAGCCAGCAACAAUGAACAAUCACUGCCAAAGCUGUCCCUGCGGAGGUCUUCAACAAGAUGAACGGAGUGCGCUGGCUUCAGGUCCAGUGUUAGGUGGAAUGCUACCAGAAAAAUGUUCACUUGCCCACCAGACAGGUUAAGGGUCAGUUGCCUUUAGACAAUGGAGAACCACUAAUUGUCCUACAGCAGUCUUGCUAAUUAGAAUUAAAUCAAUGCAAAAACAACUGUUGUGUGACUAGAAUUUCCUGUGUUCUAGAUCCAUAUCACAUUAUCUGAAAAAGCAACAAGCAAUUUGUUUCGGAUGGCAAAACAAAUAUAUAUAUAUAACGUGGUUGAUGGUCCUUUGGUAUGCAACAGAUUGUCUGCAUAUCUUUCCCACUCUGCCCGAAUCCAAAUGCAGAUGUAAGGAACGUGAUAAGGUCCUGCUAAAAACCUUUCACCUGAGGGUUAAUACUGGCAAGCUUAUGUCCACUCCAGCCACCCACAGCUGAUCUCUUGUCACUUUUAGGAUAUAUAGUUUGCAGAACUGUAUCCUGUUACAAGUUGAGACAGAUACUCAUCUCUGCAAUCUGGUUUCUCGAAAGAAGCAAUUGGUUGACCAUCUGUGACACUUACUGGCAGCCUCCCGGUAUUGAUUAUUUCAAAGCAUCUAAAACCAAAGAGUUGAGAAGCAUUGUUUUAUUGAUAAGGUCAAGCAGCUGAUGCCCUUAUUGAUAAAAAGGUUCACUGUUAACUUGCUUACUGUACAGCACGACGCUGAUGAAGAACAUCACUUAGCAGCUGCAAACUGUGUCUGUAAGUCUGAAAAGCAGGCAUGUUUUAAGCAAGAGCACUGUUCACUGCUUCCUAAUGAACAAACUUGGCGCUACAGCCUUUACCGUGGUACAGUGCAUUUAUGACAUCUUGGUUUGAACUCGUAGUACCCACAGGGUUUCAUAACCACCUUUGUUUAAAUCAUAUUUUAUGAGGGGGCGUGUUCAACAAUAAGUGACCAAGAACAAUUUCUCAUAAAAACACAAAUGUAUUUAAAGAAUAUAAAUCUUAAUAAGGUAAAAUGCUGAAAGAAUGCACAAGAAAUAGCACAUUUAAUUUGCAUUUACAAAUGGAUCCCACAGCAUGACUUUGAGACUCAUUAUUGGUUGGAGCACUUGUUCCACAUGUCACUGCAUUAUAUUCCUCUUGUUUUCAAAUAUAUCUUGGUGGACUGGAUGCACCUCGCUUGUGGUGCGGUUGCCAACUCCAGUUUAGUCAUUUUUCCAUCUUCUCACUAAAUGAUGAACAGAUUAUUUUCUAUGACAAGAGGUCCCUGUGGGGACUUCCAAAGGAAACAAACACAAGAAGUGCUACAAGCUAACGCAAGGAUAUAGCAGGUUCUUCUGUACAGGAAAUGCACAGGGCUAUCAAAAUGAUUGCUAAAUAAAGACCACGCUGCAAGAUACAAUGCACUACAGCUCUCUCCUGGGCUCUAUGGAGGAUGACAGUUCCUUCUUAUCUUAAUGAAUACCUUUUAAAAAGGCAGGUCUCAUCUGGAAAUUAUAAUGCUGCAGCACAAAGCCUAUUCUUGCUUUCCUUCUUUCUUUUCUUAUGUGUAUCUGUUAUGGUAUAUAUCUAUUGCAAUUGAUUCUUUCAAAACUGUUACAGUAGUGACCAUAGUACUUGACAUAUGGUUAAUUAUACACAACAUUAAAGAUCUUAAACAAUUAGUGAUUACAAACAUGGUACUAUUGUUUCCAUGAAUUUUGACUUGUACCAGUGAGCAUUUUGGAACAUUGUCUGUUUACUUUGCACGAGACGAUACACAUGGCAAAAAGAAGGUAUACUUGAGUCUUCAGGAAUGUGCAAUAAACAGUAAUAUACAAAAAUAAGUCAUGUAAUCACAGUGCUGUAGCUCAAUGCGGUGCAGACCAUUGCGCUGUGUAAUCACAGUGCGGUAGCUCAGUGCGGUGCAGACCAUUGCGGUGUGUAAUCACAGUGCUGUAGCUCAGUGCGGUGCAGACCAUUGCACUCUGUAAUCACAGUGCUGUAGCUCAGUGCGGUGCAGACCAUUGCACUCUGUAAUCACAGUGCUGUAGCUCAAUGCGGUGCAGACCAUUGCGCUGUGUAAUCACAGUGCGGUAGCUCAGUGCGGUGCAGACCAUUGCGGUGUGUAAUCACAGUGCUGUAGCUCAGUGCGGUGCAGACCAUUGCACUCUGUAAUCACAGUGCUGUAGCUCAGUGCGGUGCAGACCAUUGCGCUGUGUA
Molecule: messenger RNA, 4332 nt
Organism: Acipenser ruthenus (sterlet)
Lineage: Eukaryota; Metazoa; Chordata; Actinopteri; Acipenseriformes; Acipenseridae
Product: alpha-ketoglutarate-dependent dioxygenase FTO-like
Exons: 11
Coding region: 119-1666 (515 amino acids)
Biological process (GO): RNA repair; regulation of multicellular organism growth; DNA alkylation repair
Molecular function (GO): broad specificity oxidative DNA demethylase activity; mRNA N6-methyladenosine dioxygenase activity; ferrous iron binding
Source: RefSeq, a predicted model, not a curated record